Molecule: messenger RNA, 5082 nt
Organism: Ciona intestinalis (vase tunicate)
Lineage: Eukaryota; Metazoa; Chordata; Ascidiacea; Phlebobranchia; Cionidae
Source: RefSeq, a predicted model, not a curated record
UCAACUCCAUAUCAAACUCUACGUUAAUCAGUAUUGACUAAUUGUCUGAAACCUGAAUUAUUCCUUUAUUUAUUAUGUAAUCUUUGCCAAAAUUGAUAUAAUAUUUUUUUUUUUUUAUAACUAUAGGUAAAUCAUUGUUGUAAACACAUAAAUAACUGUCUUAAAACAAUUCAAGUGAUGUACAGGAAAAUGAUUAAAAACUUAACAACAGUAAAUAGAGAAGCUUUAUUAAUCAGAAUGCUUUGUUUAUUAUUAACAAUAGUUGCAUAGGUUACCAUACAGAGUUGUGAAAUGCUUCCUUGUUAAUUGUUAUCAAACAAUUAAAACUCAUCAGCGGAACACCUAAUUGUCAACUAAAAAAUACAUAUUAUAUUCAUAGCCCCAUUGUUGUUUUGUCAUAUUGGUAUCAUUGUUAAUUGUAAAGCAACACAUUCAUUUCCUUAGUACACUGGCUUGGCAAAUAAAAAUAAAAAGUUCUUUCUACUUAUAUUAUUAAUUCUGUUCUAUGAGUAACCUCACGUUCUACCAAAACACAAGUCAACUGUACUUUACAUAUAUUAGUCUGUAUCUACUAAAAAAUAAUUUGGGGUGUUAACAAACCAAAUAACACAGAGAAAAUAAUCAUCCUAAAAUAAGACUUGUCACUCUAGGUCAAUUAAGUAAACAUAACCCAAACCAAAGACAUAACUACUUGCAGAAUGAAUACACAACACCUUUUAUGUCAACAUCAGAUCACCUAUGUGGGUGGUGCUUAGGUGCUAACAUAACAAUAUUAAUAGCAUAAAGAAACACUAAACAUAUAGACAAGUGUUGGUGUCUAAUCAAGUGUAAUGUAUCUUCCAUAUCUAUCUAAAAUUCAUUUAAAAUAAACAAUUCAACAAAAAGUUCAGAAAAACAACAAAUAUUGUAAUUUCAUUUACACAAUGUUAAAAACAAUCACAAAAAUAUUAAGCAGUACUAACCCGUAUCCAUUAUCAACAGUUCGUCGUAAUAGCUUACACUAAAAGUUUGUACAUUUACGUACCAACAGCUUAUCUCAUACAGCAAACAAUACUGAAACAUUUGCAGAACUAAGUUAUUUACAAAUGCCGGGAUCACUCAGGCGUAACUUUUCUGAGCUCCAUCGAAAUAAAAGAAUUCUAAGUAGAUUUAGAAGUCUCCAAAUUUUCCCAGCGUUUAUUUUGUACGUUAAAAAGGGUAUAACCCAACAGAUGGUUUGUUUUAAUUGUUGACGUAACAUGGUUUAUUAUUUCGUAUUCCCAGGCUAUUGUUAAACAAUAGAACUUAAUGAAGUGUUUGUAUUUUCCCCUAAAUUAGAAAAAAAAACGUAGAACCGAAAAUACGGAUAUAUUUUAGUUCUUACCAUGGGUUAAGCUACUAACCUUACCGUCUGAUUUCUUAGGUAGCAUAGGUUUUGAAAGAUGACUAAAUCUGUGUCGUCCACUAAUGCUUGCAGCGGCCACGAAAUAAAAAAACAAGUGUCGUUCGGGCGCAGUCGAUCCACACCCCAAGUGAUUCGGAACCACAGCUCGACAAUACAAAGUUGGAAAAAAGGAAGCAGCGUCCCAACUCUUCGUUCGUCCGUUAUAACUGAAAAACAAGAUAACAAAAUUUGCAAAACAACGGCAGAAGUAACAACUCCCGUGCCCAUUAAAACACAGUCCUUCUUGAGUUCUGAAAAACUUGUCGUCGAUGCCGUCACGACUGUGCUAGAUGACUUUAUAAAAGAAAGCUUGACAAGACAAGAAGACAAACUUGAGAUAGACAGUAAUCACCAAACAAACAACCCUGCUUUACCUGAAGCUGGCAAUAUAGCAACAAGUAAGCGACAUAAACGCACAAUUUUGAAGCUAAUGUACAACCACCUAAAUCAUACCAAACUGGCAAAACGCUAUACAACACAAUUAUUUAAGGUGCCCGGCCCCAUGCGCAAUCCAAAAUGCCAUAAAAUAAAACAAUAUACAAAUAUAGAUGCAGUCAUUUCAGCUUUGGACGAUAUUGUUGGAGAGACGUGGACAGGAAGUGAGGACAGCUCGGAUAAGUCUCUAAAUGCGACCAGUACAAGGCCAGCAUCUGGUAUGAAGCUACACGGAGGUAAAAGACAAAAACAAGCAAUAAACGAAGUAUCUUCAAGGCACUCUGUAAAACCCUGGUAUUCUUCAUCAACCUUUGAUAAAAAUGCAGCCGAGUUUUUGGUCAACUGCUCGUCUAGUUCAUCCAGAUCGUCAUUGGGAACCAGCAACAAACCGAAACGGGUGACCUCCGCUCGGUCGCGUAGCAGGACUUUUGGUCGCGGGUCCACUGGUGAGAUAAGACGGCCAGCUUCACUGAAACCGACGACUGUCCAAUAUAAAAAGGAACCGACGAAUACAAAGAGUCUUGUCGUUCAAGGGAGCACGUUGGAGAAACCCAAACUCGAAAUAGAAGAUAACAAGGUUGCGGACGAAGUCGCUGGGACAACGGAUGUGCCAAUACAAUCUGAGGACGAUACAACGAAAGCAGAACGUGGAUCUUCGGUCCCUUCAUCUAUCAGUGAAGUAAUAGAACCAAUGGUUCGACCUGCUCGUGUAUUCAAAUUUGAUGAAAAGUUUUCGGGAUCGAAAACAGAGACAACAGUAAUAAAGCCUACAAGCGCGAAGAAAGUACGUGAAAGAAAAUCGAGUCCAACAAAAAAGACAAAACUCGACUUUCACAUGGAUAGCGGAAAGGGAAUUUGGAAGACCGUUCUGAACGAAACACAAUUAAAUGCUUUCCGAAGACUAUUCUCGAGAUUCGACCGAACCAAGAACGGCGCUAUCAGUGCGGCAGAACUGUUUCAAGCAACACUGGAGUUACUUCCAGAUACGGGGUCCGAACUUUCCUUAAAUGAAGUAAGCCAGAUAUUAAAAGAGUUUGACAUCAAAGGAACUGGAGAAAUUGAAUUCGAUGAAUUUCUCUUCGCCAUGAUCAACCCGAAGAAUUACCUCAAAAUUAUGAGUGAUGAUGAUCGUGAAAACCUUGCUAAAGAAGUCAAAAUCUUCGAAGAAAUCACUAAUGCCCGUAACAAAACGUUAGGUAGCAAAUCAUCUAAAAAAUCGAGUCCGGACGACAGUUUGACAGACUUACGGAGGAACCUCUUCUUCACAAUGCUCAAGACGGCAACAAAAAAGGACUCGAUGAAAGAAAUCCGACAUUUUUAUGUGAACAGAAUAAAGAAACUCAACGAUCACGUGAUACAUGACUGGUCAGCAGGACAGAGGUGUAUCGGUUUGUCAUACCAAGAAAUGAUCAAACGGUACGAACACAUCACCAAAGAGUUAAAAGAUAAAAAGUCGCCUUUCGCCGGAAAGAAAGAAUACAUGGAUUCACCUUACGCACAACCGCUUCGGUGGGGUUGUAAUGGGCUUUUGAAGCAAGAUGAACCUAAAAGAGUUAAAGGCGCACGGGACAGUUAUAGAAAGUCGAGUACUUAUUCAUACGAAGGUCGUGCAAGAUCAGCACGACCAGCAUCAGCGAGGAAAACUGACGGGAAUACAGGAAUCCCGGUUUCAGUCAGCGAAGCAAAUCAACGAAACGAUGUUCAGAUACAGAGCAAAGUGGAUAGCGCAAGAGCAGCUCAUCGAGUAAAGAUUCGUGAUCACAGAAUAGUCGAUGAGUUGCAACGAACUUACUCCACCCCGGCCUCGAAACUAGAGAAAGUACCAGUAGAAAAACGAAGAGCUGUUUCUGCAAAAAAGAGGACAGCCCCACUGCGGAGGCCACGUAUAUCAGAAUUUGUAUGCACUCCGAAAGUUGUACCGUUACCGCGCUAUCCACUUCAGUCAUAUCCACAAACCUUUAACUACGACGACCUACCAGAAAUAAGACAGAAGGCUGCUGUCAUUCACGAAGAUUAUUACAAUGAGUUACGGAAAGUUGCUGCCACAAACUCUAGAACUAUUUACAAACAGUUACAGGUUGAGCAGAUGAGACCAACCAUGAGAAACCACUUUAAAAAAUCUUACCUCGCAUAUUCUGGUGAUUACGAACCUUUCGUUGUGUCGCCAUGGAUUCCAUUCCCAGCCCCUUCACCGUGGAUACCGUAUCCACCGCUGGGACAGAGUCAGCCGAAAACGGCUUGGAGCUAACUUUGUUUUAGAACAAUCCGCACAGAAUAAAACAAUGGCGCCCUUUACUUCAUAUCUAUACCGUGCAUUACGCACUUGGACCAAAUCGAUGUUUAAACCUGCUAUUGGUUGCUAAACUGUCGACGUAGGUACUGUAUACACUAUAUAUAUGGAUAACAGAUAAGGCGAAUGAACUCCGGCAAAAUAUGUUUUGUUUUUGUCAAUUUUGUGAAACAGUGUAAUUCUAAGCUGCCUGGCAAGUACUGCGAGAGUAACACACGAGAAAGUGCAUUUCCCAUUCUUUUUAGUUAGAUAAGCCUUGCACACAAAUUUCAAAUCAAAGAAUAUUUUAACGGCAAAUUAUGUCAUUUUUACUGUAUAAGGUGAAACACUCCGAAACUUGGGAGAUCGCUGUAGAGUGCUAGAAACGCAAUAACCAUUGCACCGAUAAAUUUCUAUAUAUAUAUACCACAACGCGCGAAUCCAAACAUUAAAGUACCGACCAGACAAAACAGUAAUUCACCAAACAAUUCCAGAAUAGAUAACCAUGUCAUGACAAUUAAACGGCAAAAUGCAAAACAGUGUAAACCAGACCGUAAAUGCAUGGAAGGCUUUCAGUCUAACAAGAGCAGCGUUUACACCAUAACGAGUGUUUUAUAUCCUUAAAAUAAAGCACUAUUUAAUCUAGCAAAAAUUACCUAAUAAUUAAAAAAUAUGUGCCGGUGCAAAAAUAUUUUCUUUUGCCCAUUUCGGUUUGUAAAUACCUUGCCUGACAUUUAGUAAAUGAUUAUUUACCCACAGACUUUUUACCGCCCGUAUAACAAUCAUAAUUUUGCAACAAAUUUUGAAAAACAGUCAACAGCUGUACACGCUAAGUCCCCCGUAUUUUCACAAAAUUAAUAUGAACAUUAAUCACAGUUUCAAAUAAUGAUCAUGACAAUAAAUACGAUGCGCGGUGUUGUAGCUAAAACCAACUUUAAACAUAACAGUAAAUGUC